AUGUCGGACUCGGCGGAUGAUAACUUUGAGGUCGAGUUGCUUCGACCUGCAAUUGUGAGUCCCGGAGGAACGCGAGACAACUUACAAGGGCGCUUGCGGUGAUCGAAGCGUAGCGCACGGGCCCCACGCCGCGCGCCCACAUCAAGGUCGAGUGGGGGGAAAGGGCGACGCGACCUCUUGGUUCAUGGGGAGGAGUCGGCGGGCGGAGAGGAUAGCGUAUGCAUGAGCGUGAUGGUGGAGACUGAAAUGGUCGACUUUGGCGCUUCACCCCUCGCAGGAGAUGAUCUUGAAGGGUUCCGAUCGAGCGAGCGUCACCGCCAAGGGGGUGCGAAAGCAGCUACAGGUCAGUCCAUCCAGCGUUAUAGACUCGCAGACCAUUAGCUAAGGAUCCUGUCAAUACGCUGGAUACUCCCUGCAUCCGUAUGCACGGCAUAAGUACUGACCAACCUUGUUCGUGCUCCCUCCGUCGCGAUCCUAAUUCUUCCCCACCACGCCCCCGAACGCGCUGCAACAAACGGUCGCUGUGACCCACAUGACAACCACGGCUGGUAUACAAUUCAACAGGACCUGUAUCCGAAAAUGGACAUCAAAGCCCACAAGACCGCGAUCGACUCGGUCACCUUCGCCAUCUUCAACGACCAAAAUGACGACUCAGAAGAAGCCGACUCGGACGAACACGAGGGGAACGAGUACGGGGACGACAUACCCGUCCACGCGCCUGUCAAGCAAGGUGUCAAACACGAGAACGGCUCCAACGGUCGUCACGCCAUACCGUACACCUCCCCUGCUCAGCCCAUCAAGGCCGAGAGGAAACCGACGGCCCCGCGAGCAAGCAACCAGCUCACCGACGAACAAAUAGCCAUGAGGCUCCAAAACGAACUCAACGCUCGACCAUCCAGAGCUGGGACGAGUACGGCUUCAGGAUCAGCCAAGUCCAAAGCCAACUCGUGGAGUGCGGGAACCAAGAAGCGAAAGUCGAAGUCGGCCGCCACUAUCGGAUCGGACGAGGACGAUUCGGCGCCGAAAAAGCAGCGCAAGGUGUCCAAUACGGGCUUCAACAAGCUGCAUCGGCUUAGUCAGGAGAUGGCCGAUGUGUGUGGGAGCGAUCAACUUAGUCGGCCUCAGGUCACAAAGGCGCUAUGGGUACGUUUGAACUGGGUGUGAUCAGGGGCAGUGGAAAGCGCUAAGAACGUUCUCGGUGUGCUUGCAGGUGUAUAUCAAAGGGAACGAGUCAGUCACUUUCUCUGCGAGGCAUGAAUAGUUUGCCUUCGCUGACGCUUAGCGGUUUCACGCGUAGCUUGCAACUUCCUGAAAAAAAGACCGAGAUCCGACUGGACGAGAAGCUGAGGGUGAGCAAUCCUGAUCGCUGCUGUGUCUCUGCGAAUCAGAUCGCUGACCGUUCCUCUCCUGUCCCGUGCACAGAGAAUAUUCCCAGGAUCGACAGUCAGUACUUUGCUUACGGGUUUGCGAUGUGCCGCGGUAAUUGACUCCUGUUGUCCUCUACCACCUAGGUCAACUCUUUCACAAUGGCCAAAGUGAGUACCCCUCUUACUGAUCGCAUCGCUAUGCCACCUUUCUGACCGAAGUACAUCCAAUCACCCGCAGUUCAUCGGGUAUGGAUCGCUUCGUUCCCCAUUGGUAUCGGUAUCACCGGCUGAACGCGUACACUCCACCCUACAGGAAGCACCUCUACCCCCUCGACCCGGCGGACGUCAAUCCCGAUCUCAAACACGAAUGACUGCAUCUCUGCCCACCCAAUUGCCCGUCGCUGGGCACAUCAGCUCUCAUUUUACUGGCUUUUGA
Molecule: messenger RNA, 1803 nt
Organism: Microbotryum saponariae
Lineage: Eukaryota; Fungi; Basidiomycota; Microbotryomycetes; Microbotryales; Microbotryaceae
Source: the annotation of a GenBank genome assembly